Molecule: messenger RNA, 7934 nt
Organism: Mercenaria mercenaria
Lineage: Eukaryota; Metazoa; Mollusca; Bivalvia; Venerida; Veneridae
Product: N-lysine methyltransferase KMT5A-like
Exons: 8
Coding region: 213-1217 (334 amino acids)
Molecular function (GO): histone H4K20 methyltransferase activity; protein binding
Source: RefSeq, a predicted model, not a curated record
GAUAAAAAGUACUUAGAAAAUUAUACAAACGAAGGAAACAUGGUUACCAUUAUGACAGCAUUUUUGGUUUAUGGUUUGCGUCUGGGAAUCAACUGAAGCAGACUAGGGUCUGCCUACAUGAAUUUCAAACUUUUUUGGACCAAAACGAACGCUUACAUGUUAAACCGGCUCGAAAGAUAACUUGAAACAUUACACCCUCAGUAUUGUGCAGAAUGGCCUCAAGUGCACUAAAUGAUUCAAAGAUCACAGAUUAUUUCCCGCCAAGCCCCUCACUAGAUGAUUCUAAAUGUGAACAUUCUGCACAGAAAGAGGAAGUUUCUGAUGUUGCCAGUACAAGAGUGUCAACAGACAAUGAUCAGUUAUCUAACUCCUCAGUCGUGAUCACACCAAAAUCUUCUCCAGACAAGGACCAGACAGGGGACACUGAGGAAACAGCCAGCAUCUCUAACAAACAAGGGGAGAUAACUAAAGAUCCAGAGUGCAAAAAGACAUUGACAAAGAAAUUAGAGCAGGAAGCAGAGAAAGACCUGCAGAGACCGAAGUCGAGGAAGAAAGGACGGAAAAAGAAACAGACAAGCAAACAGACAGAUACAGGGAAAACCGACGUUACAAACAAUGACACAACAAACAGUCCAGCAAAGCCUAAAGCUCCGAGGAAAAAGAAAACAGAAAGUGAUGGUCUGAAGAACACGCUGGUCACAGAUUACUUCCCAGUAAGGAGGAGUGACAGGAAAAGUAAAACGGAGCUCCAGAAAGAGAAAGAUGAAGGUUUAUUCAACAAAAUACUGUCUGGUUGUGAAGAUGGACUACAGGUUGAAGACAUAGAAAACAAGGGUCGUGGUGUCAUGGCAACCAAGAAGUUCCUGCGGGGAGAUUUUGUGGUGGAGUAUUCUGGAGAUCUGAUCAGUAUACCUGAAGCAAAGGAACGUGAUGCUAAAUACUCCAAAGAUCCAACAAAAGGCUGUUAUAUGUACUACUUCCAGUUUAAGAACAAGAAAUACUGUAUUGAUGCAACAGCAGAAAGUGGUAAACUUGGUCGUCUCCUGAACCACAGUAAAACCAAGGGUAACUGCCAUACCAAACUUGUAGAUGUCAGAGGUCAACCGUAUCUCAUUCUAGUCGCCUCUAGAGACAUUAGUGAAGGGGAAGAACUCUUGUAUGACUAUGGUGAUCGUAGCAAAGCAUCAGUAGAUUCCCAUCCCUGGUUAAAGUCGUGAUGAUAAAGAAAACACCGCAUUUAGUUUUAAUGAGACUCAUUCUGCAAUGAAAAUGUGAUGGGUGAUAUAUAAUACCGGCUAGAUAUUGUCUUAUAUGUGUAAUACUUGGUCAUGGACUGAUGUAUGAUAAACUUUAAAAACAUUUGAAAAACAUAUCCGUGAUUGCAGUUAGUUGUGUGUUUUAAAUGAGUAAUUCCUGUGACCAGGCGAGGGGGCAGAAAGUUUGUGAGAAACCUUGUUUUUACCUCAGUGUGCCAUUUUUAGCUCACCUGUCACAAAGUGACAAGGUGAGCUUUUGUGAUCACGCAGCGUCCGUCGUCCGUCCGUCAGUCCGUGCGUAAACUUUUGAUUGUGACCACUCUAUGGGUCACAUUUUUCAUGGGAUCUUUAUGAAUAUUGGUCAGAAUGUUCAUCUUGAUGAUAUCUAGGUCAAGUUCGAAACUGGUUCAUGUGCGGUCCAAAACUAGGUCAGUAGGUCUAAAAAUAGAAAAACCUUGUGACCUCUCUAGAGGCGAUAUAUUUCACAAGUUCUUCAUGAAAAUUGGUCAGAACGUUCACCUUGAUGAUAUCUAGGUCAAGUUCGAAACUGGGUCAUGUGCCUUCAAAAACUAGGUCAGUAGGUCAAAUAAUAAAAAAACCUUGUGACCUCUCUAAAGGCCAUAUUUUUCAUGGGAUCUGUAUGAAAGUUGGUCUGAAUGUUCAUCUUGAUGAUAUCUAGAUCAAGUUCGAAACUGGGUCACGUGCCAUCAAAAACUAGGUCAGUAGGUCUAAAAAUAGAAAAACCUUGUGACCUCUGUAGAUGCCAUAUAUUUCAUGAGAUCUUCAUGAAAAUUGGUCAGAAUGUUCACCUUGAUGAUAUCUAGGUCAAGUUCGAAACUGGGUCAUGUGCGGUCCAAAACUAGGUCAGUAGGUCUGAAAAUAGAAAAACCUUGUGACCUCUCUAGAGGCCAUAUAUUACACAAGAUCUUCAUGAAAAUUGGUCAGAACGUUCACCUUGAUGAUAUCUAGGUCAAGUUUGAAACUGGGUCACGUGCCUUCAAAAACUAGGUCAGUAGGUCAAAUAAUAGAAAAAGCUUGUGAUCUCUCUAGAGGCCAUAUUUUUCAUGGGAUCUGUAUGAAAGUUGGUCUGAAUGUUCAUCUUGAUGAUAUCUAGGUCAAGUUCGAAACAGGGUCAUGUGCGGUCAAAAACUAGGUCAGUAGGUUUAAAAAUACAAAAACCUUUUGACCUCUCUAGAGGCCAUACUUGUGAAUGGAUCUCCAUAAAAAUUAGUCAGAAUGUUCAUCUUGAUGAUAUCUAGGUCAAACUCGAAAGUGGGUCACGUGCCAUCAAAAAGUAGGUCAGUAGGUCAAAUAAUGAAAAAACGUUUUGACCUCUCUAGAGGCCAUAUUUUUCAUGGGAUCUGUAUAAAUGUUGGUCUGAAUGUUUAUCUUGAUGAUAUACAGGUCGAGUUUGAAACUGGGUCAACUGCGAUCAAAAACUAGGUCAGUAGGUCUUAAAAUAGAAAAACCUUGUGACCUCUCUAGAGGCCAUACCCUUGAAUGGAUCUUCAUGAAAAUUGGUCAGAAUGUUCACCUUGAUGAUAUCUAGGUCAAGUUUGAAACUGGGUCACAUGCCUUCAAAAACUAGGUCAGUAGGUCAAAUAAUAAAAAAAAACUUGUGACCUCUCUAGAGGCCAUACUUUUCAUGGGAUCUGUAUGAAAGUUGGUCUGAAUUUUCAUCUUGAUGAUGUCUAGGUCAAGUUUGAAACUGGGUCAACUGCGGUCAAAAACUAGGUCAGUAGGUCUAAAAUUACAAAAAUCUUUUGACCUCUCUAGAGGCCAUAUUUUUCAAUGGAUCUGCAUGAAAAUUGAUCUGAAUGUUCGUCUUGAUAAUAUCUAGGUCAGUUUUGAAACUGGGUAAAAACUAGGUCACUAUGUCAAAUAAUAGAAAAAACGACGUCGUACUCAAAACUGGGUCAUGUGGGAACAGGUGACCAAUUCAGAACCAUCAUGGUCCUCUUGUUCAGAAUGGAAAUCCUUUCUUAUCUACAAGGAGAUGCUCAGCCAUUUUGAAUCUUUUUAUAUCAGCCUUUGGGUAAUGAUUUUUAGCUCGACUAUUUGAAGAAUAAGUAGAGCUAUCCUACUCACCACGGCGUCGGCGUCGGCGUCACACCUUGGUUAAGUUUUUCGUACCAUUCCACAUUUUGACAAAGUCUUGAGAUAAAGCUUUGAAACUUUCAACACUUGUUUACCAUCAUCAUGGCCAGUUAUAGGCAAGAGCACAUAACUCCAUCAAGGAUUUUGGCUGAAUUAUGGCCCCUUUUGACUUAGAAAUCAUGGUUAAAUUUUUCGUACCAGUUCAUAUUUUGACAAAGUCUUUUAAGAUAAAGCAACUUUCAACACUUGUUUACCAUCACCAUGGCCAGUUAUAGGCAAGAGUACAUAACUCCAUCCGGAAUUUUGGCUGAAUUAUGGCCCCUUUCAACUUAGAAAUCUUGGUUAAGUUUUUCGUACCAGUUCAUAUUUUGACAAAGUCUUUUAAGAUAAAGCUUUGAAACUUUCAACACUUGUUUACCAUCACCAUGGCCAGUUAUAGGCAAGAGUACAUAACUCCAUCAGGAAUUUUGGCUGAAUUAUGGCCCCUUUCAACUUAGAAACCUUGGUUAAGUUUUUCGUACCAGUUCAUAUUUAGACAAAGUCUUUUGAGAUAAAGCUUUGAAACUUUCAACACUUGUUUACCAUCACCAUGGCCAGUUAUAGGCAAGAGUACGUAACUCCAUCAGGGAUUUUGGCUGAAUUAUGGCCCCUUUCGACUUAGAAAUCUUGGUUAAGUUUUUCGUACCAGUUCAUAUUUAGACAAAGUCUUUUGAGAUAAAGCUUUGAAACUUUCAACACUUGUUUACCAUCACCAUGUCCAGUUAUACGCAAGAGCACAUAACUCCAUCAAGGAUUUUGGCUGAAUUAUGGCCCUUUUUGACUUAGAAAUCUGGGUUAAUAUUUCGUACCAGUUCAUAUUUUGACAAAGUCUUUUGAGAUAAAGCUUUGAAACUUUCAACACCUGUUUACCAUCACCAUGUUCAGUUAUAGGCAAGAGUACAUAACUCCAUCAAAGAUUUUGGCUGAAUUAUGGCCCCUUUUGACUUAGAAAUCUUGGUUAAGUUUUUCGUACCAGUUCAUAUUUUUUGUAAAGUGUUUGACAUAUGGCUUUUAAACUUUUAUCACUUGUUUAGUAGAAUAGUCUCUAUCUGUAGGAAAGAGAACAUAACUCUGUAAUCUAUUUUGGCUGAAUUAUGGCCCUUUUUGGACUUUGAAAUUGGUUCUGUUUUCAUACAAGUCCAUGUUUUGUCAAAACUAUUUGACAUAUGGCUUUUAAACUUUGAACACUUGUUUAUCAUUAUGAUUUCCAUCUGUAGGCAAGAGUACAUAACUAUUUUGGCUGAAUUAUGGUCCUUUUUGGACUUUGAAAUUGGCUCAUAUAUUGCCAUUUAGUGCAAGACUUAUCGAAAUCAAAGUAAUACAGGAACAUUGUUUGUCUAAUCUAUUUAUUUCUUUUGUCUGAAUAUCUGUGGAAAUAUUUUGACCCCAUUCUUCAAUCAAUUCUUCGAAUAGUCGAGCGUGCUGUCAUUAGACAGCUCUUGUUAUUAUUAGAUAUUUUCGUGAAUCAAAAUUUGGUACAUGGUUUGCUGUCAGGAAAGUUAUUUAUUUUUGAGUCUGAUGUCACAAAUUGUAGUGCCUAUUUAAUAGCAUGAAGCAGUGCCAGUUUAAUAACAUAAAUCUUUUAUAGAAAGAAUCAGUGUGUCAGAUGUUAUGGUCAGAAAGAGGCAUUUCAGAUAAAAUUGUCACCAGAUCCUGUAAGUUCUAUUCUUUUAUCUGUUUCAUGAUGAGAAAAAAAAACAUCCACAGAAAUGCAAGAAUGUUAUAUAUUUUGCACAACCCUUUAACAACACUAUCUUGUUUAUUGUGAAGGCAGACAGAGACAUACUGUAUGAAAAAGAAUAUUUAUGCUUAUUAGCAAAGUAAUACAUACAAUAAUGUCUAUAUUUAAAACUUAUUUUCUCACCUAAGAUAUAGAUUAAUACAAGAGGCACAAACAAACUAGGAAAUGGAACUUAGUCAGAAAGUUGCUCCCAGUACAAUCUGGGAUAGGUUUGAAUGUUUCUCUAUUAAAUUUGUGUCAAGUUUUAAACUGGUUUAUCAAACUAGGUUUUCAGAUCAAAUGAUAGAAAAAUGUUAAAAGUCUAGAGGCCACGUUUACGACAUGAUUUUCAUAAAACUUUGUUGGAAUGUUUGUCUCUAUGAAAUCCUGAUAAAGUUUGAAACUAGGUUCCUUUAAGUAAAAAAAACUAGGUCAUUAGGUUAAAUCAUAGAAAAACAGUAAGGCUACAUUUUCUUUCUUAUCUUUUUGAUGCCUGGUUAGAAUGUUUGUUGUAAUGAAAUCUAGGUCAAGUUUUAAACCUUGGGGUCAAAAAGUAGGUCAACACAUCAGAAAAACCCUGUAAAAAAACAGCAGAAGUCACAUUUCUACCUGGUUGUAAAGGCACAUUGUCAAAAUGCUUGUCAUUAUAAUUUAUAGGCUUAGUAUGAAACUAGGUCAACUGGGGGUCAAUGAUCUUUUUGAAUUCUGGUCAGAAUGUGUGUCUUUAUAAACUUUAGGUGAAGUUCAAAACUGGGUCAUCUGGUUUAAAAGAAAUAGGUCACUUGGUCAGAUUCAUAAAAAAUCUUGGUAAAUAAGUUCUACAUGAUUUACAUAAAACAUGUCAGAAUAUUUGUUUAAACAGGAUCAAGGUAAGAUUGGAUACUAGGUCAUAAGGAGUACUGUGAAAUGUUUUAGUUUCAUGUGCAUAAAAUUUUGUGUUUCUGGCAAAUAUGACCAUUCCAUGGGGACACAAAUUUGUGGAUUUUAAAUUUUGAACACUGAUUGGAAAAUGUUGUUGUUUGAUGGGAUUUAAUUUUGUUGAUUGACUUAGGGCCUACCAACAAAAUCAGUAAAAAUUAGUUUGUCAUGGAAAUUUAUUAUUUCACCAUAUGAACUAAGUUAGGAGAGCCUUGCUGGGCCAUCAUGCCCUUCUUGUUUACAGUAAGGAACUCAAUCGUCCAGAACACUAAAUACCUCGUAGUAAAUGUCAUACGAGUGCUGUGCCAACUAUUUCAGUGAUCGCAGAUAAUAUGAAUGUAUAGAAAUUGGAAUGAAUGUUUGAGACAGAGAUUUAUCUGAGAUUUACAUCUAGUUUUGGUAAAAAGAUUUUUCAUUUUGGCAAAAACUCACUAGGUCAAAAACCUUUAACAGAUGUGCUGUGAUAAAUCAGUAUUCAAUACUUCCUAUACCAGAUUGCUUCGAUACAUAACUUAUAUAAGACGAGGUAUGUUCAUACUGCAAGUCAGUUCUUCCUGAAUCUGGCUUGGCUAGAAAAAAUGUUCUUGAGAAUUAUUCUCAGAUUGGAAAUUGUAUGAAAGAUGAUGUUUUUAAACAUUCUUGAAAGUAAUAAUAUUUCAUAAAUGAUCUCAUAUAUGUAAAUAUUUUGUACAUUUUUAUGUUGUUUUAGAGUAGACAUUUCAAAGAACAUAAUUCCAGGUAUUCUGUCUCGAGUUAGAAUUGUAGAGAAUACUAGGCUUUAUUCAGUUGUUACUGUUAGGCUUGCUUGAAACCAAACCUUGUUCAUUUGAGAAUCUAGAAUAGAUGUUUGUACAAUUUAAGAUGCUAAAAAAUAAACAUGUUGUUUAAAUACAUCAUAAGGUAAAAAUCUGUCUUAUGUGCAGGAGAGAAGAUUGUCCACUGCCAGCUGGGUUCCCAGCAAUUUCAGUUUUUAGCCAUAUUGCCUUAUAUGGUAGGAAGUCCUCAGUAAUUUUCUGUAUUUGAAAAUAUUAAUUUAUGAAUCUUUUACAGUUAAUUUGUUGUGAUAUUACAUGUGGGCAUUAAUCAUAUUCAUUACACAACUCCAUUUUAUAAUUGGCAGAUGUACCUUUAUUGAUUUAUGCUUGAUCUGAAAUCUGGUAGCCAGUCAAGUUGUACAUUGUACAUAGCUUUGUGCCUGAAUAAGUGUUUUAUCAUUUACCAGUCAUUAAGUGUCAUGCAAAUAAAAACUUUGCUAGAAAGAGUAAAAAGCUGGAUGGACACUGCCGGAUGUCCUACCAGUUGGCUCACUGCCAAAUGUCUGUCUGUCCAUUUAGGAAACUGACAAAUGUCCGUCCAGCUAGUACGCUGUGGAAUGUCUGUCAAGUUGGGAGGCACAUGUUUUCUGCAGAGAUUAGAUGAAGACAGUAUGUCUGAAGUUACUUGUCCACGUCUGAAUUGUCAGUUUCUUGUUCGGAACAGUACCUGUUAGGACUUACGAACAUUUGUAAGGUAAAUUUACAUGACUGAAAUUCUGUUAUAAAGAUUUAACUAUACAGAACAAACAAACCAUGUAUAACUGAUAGUGAGAGAGUAAUGACUUCUGUCAAGACAAGCUACUAGUAUUCAGUGAGUGUACAUUGAUUCAUGUACUUAAAAAAAUUGCCAUUUUUGCCAUACUAUCUCAUUUUCAUCUGCACAUGAAUUAAAAUAUAUAUUAACUUAUUAUAUUUUAUGCAUUUAACCUACCUAAGUUAACAGUAGUAUUCUUUGAAUAAAUUGAAAUAGAGUAAAAUCAUGAAAUGAAAUUUUGCAUUUGGUAGUUAAGCAUUUUCAUUAUUAACAUGUUAAAUAAUUUGUUGUGUUGAAAUUCAGUAUUUCAAAAUUAAAACAUACAUAUGUAUGAA